GUUACGGGUGACAGUGAAUGUAACAGAACAACGAAUAGACAAAACACAUCAAGAUACCUUCACAAAAUGUCAAUACCUGAUAACAAAUGUAAGACUUUGUAGUCUCGAUAUUCUCUGUCCAAUCUCCAGGAUAUCCCGCCAAGUAUGAAGGGGGUUCUUCGGGUCUUGCCGAGAGCGUCACCAUCACAUACUCGUAUCCCCAACUUCCAUGUCUUCGACAAGCUUCAAUUACAGCAAUCACAACCUGGUCGAUUCUCUCCUCAAUUCUCCCCUCUUUCACAUCGAGCCUUCUCAUCAGGAAGAGUACUUUUCGAGAAAACAAAAAGUACCAAGGAAGCCAAAGACUUAAGCAAGAAAGGCUUAGAAGAGAAUGUCGAGGGGCAGGGUCAGGGUCAAGACAAAACCGACGAUAGCUUCAACCACCAAAUCGACAAUGCCAUCAACGAAGAAAAGGAGCUCCAGGCAAGGACGCCAUGGCAUAGAGAAGGAGCAGAUCAGCCCCCCGUAAGAAGGGAUCGCAGUGCCGGUGCAAUGACAAAAGGUUAGUUCACCCUUUCACUUCGCUACAAAUAACCUCCCCCCUUCAAGCUCGUCUAACAACGUUCGGUACACCUAUAGGCAAACUCCUGACCACUCCCUCACGCCUCUUAAAACUAAUUCUCCCCCUUACAACCCUCGACAAAAACUCGGACAGGAAAUCCAUCGAACCACUCGCCCUACUCGUGCACCCCCAACAACCCCUCUCCUACCUGGAACGCCUCAUUCAAUCCGAGCUGCCCAUGAUCCGCGGAAAAGACGGCAAGGAGAAAAUCCCAGAUGUGUAUUUCCGCGCAGAAGACAGUGCAGAAGAUGAGAUCAAGCCCGAUCGUCGGCAAGAUAGUGAAGCAGACGAGGAAGGUACGGAUGAGCAACUGGUUGACGGAAAAGUCAUGAAGCUCGGCAAGAUCAAGGAGAAGAAUGCCUCCAAGAAGUCCUCGAUAAAAGACAAACGUGUAGAAAUGCGGACAGGACUGAGAGGUGGGCCUGGAGAAGGCGGGGUAGAAUCAUAUUCUGGACAAGGGAGGGAGGGGGAAGCCGCUGAAAAAGACCCAAAGUUUGUGCGGUGGUCCUCGUCUACGGAAAUAGGAGAUUUCAUUCGGGAUGCUGCACGAGGGGCGGAAUUCGCAGUAGAAAUUGAGGGCGCCUCAAAAGAGAUAAGAGUUGGGGUUCCGUCGUUUAAUGAUCGGACGCAUUACUUGCGAGUCCGUCUGCGGAAAACAUCCCGGAAGCUUGCGGAUCUGGCGAGUGUGAAGAAGGAAUGUGAUCACCUUGCACACAAGAGUGCGCAGAGACUGGCUACGGGUGGAUUUGGGGUUUUGGCCGCGUGGUGGGGAGGGUGUUAUUACUUUACUUUUCAGACGAAUUAUGGUUGGGUAAGUUGGACUACACCACACAUUUCAAAAUGAUCAUACAAUUUUUCGGCAAGAAACAAGCUAAAUAUGUUAAUCUGACAGGAUACUAUGGAACCAAUAACCUACCUAGCAGGUCUCUCAACCAUCAUGCUCGGCUACCUCUGGUUCCUCUACCACAACCGAGAAGUCUCCUAUCGGUCGGCUCUCAACCUGACCGUUUCCCGGCGUCAAAACACUCUCUACCAAGCCCGUGGCUUCGAUCUGCAAAAAUGGGAAUCCAUGAUCGAAGAAGCAAAUUCGCUACGCAAGGAGAUCAAGAUCAUCGCUGAUGAGUACGAUGUCGAGUGGAAUGAACGAGAAGACGAGGGAAGCGAGGUGGUUCAUGAUGCGUUGAAGGAAGAACGUGAUAAAGAUAAGAAAGGGAAGAGUGAGGAUGAUCAGAAAGAUGAUGAUACUAAGAAGGGGAAGGAGAAGAGUUCGAAGGAUGAUGAUUGAGUUAUUAUGACCUGAGAGGGUUCGGUGCAUAGCUGGGAGUUUUUAGUUCGGAUUCGGAUACCCGGGGAUAGAUUGCGAAGAAUAUAAUACAUGGUUAUGAAGAAUUCUAAGCGUGGAUAC
Molecule: messenger RNA, 2006 nt
Organism: Hymenoscyphus albidus
Lineage: Eukaryota; Fungi; Ascomycota; Leotiomycetes; Helotiales; Helotiaceae
Source: the annotation of a GenBank genome assembly